AUGAGACUGCGCAGACUUGCUUUCACCCCUGUGUGCUCAUUUUUAUUGUGGGCGCUUAUUAUUUGCACUUUUUUUCUGUUUCCAUAUGCCAAGUCGAGACUUGACUCUAAAGAUCUUAUACAAUUUCGACCUCCUUUUUACAAACGUUUAGUCAGUGAGGAGGUUAAAGCACUUCCACCUAAACUUAACCUAAGCCCAAUUAACUUGGUUCUGAUUUCAACAUUGGAUGGCAACCUGCACGGUGUCGACCGGUAUACUGGCCAAAUUAUAUGGAGUUUAAAAGGUGCCGCCGAAGGUUCCUUGAUAAGAACAUAUACGCGUUCGUCUACCAAGCAACAUAAUGUUACUAGGAAUAAGGAGGAAAACAAUGAUAUUGUGAGGGACGGAGACAAUGAUGACAAAUUUCCAUAUACCGUUAAAUAUCUCGUGAUGAAUUCACCAUUUCGUUCUGCUGACGGUAAAAUAUUUAUUGUUGGCAGUAAAUCAACAAAAUUCCUCGCCAUCGAUCCUGCUACUGGAAAGAUUCUACAAUUUUUCAGUAGUGACGGAGUAGAGAAAGAAUGUCCAUCCAUGGGAUCGGUACCUAGAGAUGCUAUAUUUAUGGGUAUUAAUGUCUAUAAAAUAUCUAUCUUCGAACGUGGCAUACCAAAAUGGAAUACUACCUACACCGAAUACGUACCGCACAGUUUCGAUUUAAAAAUUGAGCAGUUGCACAAAACGUCGCCCGAUGAUCUAUACAUCGCGUCAACUCAUAACGGAGAAGUUCUUUCUACCGAGUCUUCAUCUGGUCAACAUGCUUGGUAUCAUAAAUUUUCUUCUCCGGCAGUUAAUGUAUUUGACGUGUUGGCAUCAAAGGAUCUACCAAGCGGUCUACAUAUCGUAAGACAACCUCGACCUUCCGACACAUACCAUCAACAUCUGAAAAAAUUACACCCUUCUUCUCAACUGGCAGCAUAUAUAGGUGAUAACGACGGCACAUUAUUUGCCAUGUCGGUUGAGAAUUAUCCAUUGACACAAUUCAUCGCUGAUUCUUUAUGGUUCGAUUAUUAUAACAAGCGAAUUUCUAGCGAAAAGAAAAAUGAAUCACAAGAUAAUGGAGUUCUUUGUCGCCCUGGUUCUAGUAUAUACCCAGCGUGUUUGAUCGGAAAGCAUAAUUUAGUUACUGGGGAACCGCAGCGCCCAGGCAUUGAAGGUCCUCCGGUCAGAAAAAACAUAAAUCCCAACGGUUUCUUGUUUGAACCAGAAGCAAGGUCAAUUGCGCAGAUUGGUUUGUCUUGGGCCUUUAUUAUCUUUGCCGUUUCUUGUUUUGUAUUUUUGAAUAAAGUACUAAGGAAUGGAAGUCAUCGUCAGUCCUUCAAGAAAACUAUAUCGUCUUUCUUAAACUUUAAAACACAAUACGCCGCCAGUAAUAAUGAAUUAAAAGAUGAAGACAAAGGGAAAUUUUCUUCCCCCAAAGUUCAAUUUCCUAAAGAAGUGUUACAAAAAACCGAGGUACUUGAGGAUAUUCCGGUUGCUAAUCCUCAAUCGACCACGAGUGGGAUAAACUCAACCGAACAAAGUAUCAAUACAAAUGGCGAAAUAAAAUUGAACUCGUUGAUAGUAUCCGACAUAAUUUUAGGUUACGGAAGUCAUGGUACAAUCGUAUAUAAGGGAACGUUUGAAGGACGUGACGUUGCGAUUAAACGGUUGUUACUUGAUUUUUACGAUGUUGCACAUCACGAAGUGUCACUUCUUCAAGAAAGUGAUGAUCAUCCAAAUGUAAUUAGAUAUUUUUGUAAGGAGCAAUGUGACAGAUUUUUGUACAUUGCCCUCGAACUAUGUCCUGCCUCAUUACAUGAUUUGGUUGAAAGGGGUUCGACGUUUCAGUAUGCAGAUUUAUUAACCUCAUCACACCCUUCCAAAAUCCUUCAUCAAAUCAUUUCCGGUUUACAUCAUUUGCAUUCAAUGAAAAUUGUUCAUCGAGAUAUAAAACCACAGAACAUUUUAAUUUCACCUUCAAAACAUAAGAGAAUAAUACAAAAGGAUGGUGUUUCACAACAAACCUUUCCUGUGAGGGUAUUGAUUUCAGAUUUCGGAUUAUGUAAAAAAUUGGAGGGGGAUUCCAGUAGUUUUCAUAAUACUACAAAUAAUGCAGGUGGGACUAUUGGUUGGCGAGCACCAGAAUUGCUUUCACCAUCAAUACCGCCUUCACCAGAUGGAAAUAAUAAUAAUAAUGUUGAUUCGGUUUGGACAUCCGUAGAUCGAUUGAAUGAUAAUUCAUUUACUUCAUCAUCAUCAACAGGAUCAGAUUAUGAUAACGGACAACCACGAAGAGUAACAAAGGCGAUUGAUAUUUUUUCAACGGGCUGUUUGUUUUAUUAUGUAUUAUCGGGGGGUGAUCACCCGUUUGGUGAUCGAUAUUCUAGAGAGAUAAAUAUUUUAAAAGGAGUUUAUGAACUAACAAAGUUGGAUGGAAUGGGAGAAGAAGGAAUUGAAGCAAAAGAUCUAAUAAUGAGAAUGAUAGAACGAGAUCCAAAAAAACGACCAAAAGCGGAAACUGUAAUGUUACAUCCAUAUUUCUGGUCACCGUCUAAGCGCCUUGGAUUUCUUCAGGACGCGUCCGAUCGUUUUGAGAUAGAGGAAAGGGAACCUCCCUCACCAUUACUUCAACGAUUAGAACAAGGUGCAGUGAAUAUUAUAGGACCAGAUUGGUAUAAACGAAUCGAUAGAGUGUUGGUGGAAAAUUUAGGCAAAUACCGAAAAUAUGAUGGUUCUAGAGUGAGGGAUUUAUUAAGAGCGUUAAGAAAUAAGAUUUCCUCAAUUGAUGUUGCACGUGUAUUAUGUGAUUGCUGA
Messenger RNA from Funneliformis mosseae, 2832 nucleotides. The record is from the annotation of a GenBank genome assembly. NCBI's taxonomy places the organism in Eukaryota, Fungi, Glomeromycota, Glomeromycetes, Glomerales, Glomeraceae.